This is a messenger RNA of Bathycoccus prasinos, 6525 nucleotides long. Its product is annotated as 2-succinyl-6-hydroxy-2,4-cyclohexadiene-1-carboxylic acid synthase/2-oxoglutarate decarboxylase. The transcript has a single exon. Gene Ontology annotation, molecular function: isochorismate synthase activity; thiamine pyrophosphate binding; 2-succinyl-5-enolpyruvyl-6-hydroxy-3-cyclohexene-1-carboxylic-acid synthase activity. Bases 1 to 6525 code for a protein of 2174 amino acids. Gene Ontology annotation, biological process: menaquinone biosynthetic process. Lineage: Eukaryota; Viridiplantae; Chlorophyta; Mamiellophyceae; Mamiellales; Bathycoccaceae. The record is from RefSeq and is a predicted model, not a curated record.
AUGACGACGACGACGGGUUUGCUGGUCUGUCGCUCCUGCUUCGCGGUACCGCGAAGCAUCGAUGACGGAGGAAAAGAAAAGAAAACUUCCUCUCGAUUUUCGCGACGACAACACCUCUUCUCAUCAUCAUUAAAACAGCGUCAAAAGAGAGCAAACUCGUCGUUUGUGCCGUCGUCGUUUACGUCGUCGUCCAGAGGAGGAUUCGCACGGAACAACGCGAUAUCUUCGGACAACGCGACGACGACGUCUUCAUUCGACGAUGAGUUGAUUGGAGGAGGAGGAGAAGAUACUCCUCCUCAAAGGCAACAACAACAAAAACGGUUAGAGUUUGUUCGGUUACAGGAAGUAUCGAGUGAAAACACGAUUGAGAAAGCGAUUGCACGAUUACGCGAGACGAUAGAGAGCGAAUGCGGUAGGACGAGCAGCAGUAGCGCGGCGGGUUCUUCCAAAUCUGGAAUGCUUCGGUUUAGGUGUUUUGUGCCCAGAGACGCAAACGCUCUGCAGUUUUUGUCCUCGAUGAACAAAGGGACGAAGACAACAACACCGAACGAAAAAGAAAGAGAUGAAAACAGACUCGAGCGAUGGAAGAAUACGACGCCCAGGUUUUACUUUUCGCCGAGGUCUCCGCCGCCGAAACCGGUGCGACAAGAGAAGCGCGAGGAGGAAGAGGAAAUGAAAAGGGGCGGCGGAGGAGGAAGCGAAGAAGGCAAAGAAGUGAACGAGGAGUUUGCAAAAGACACGAGAGGUGCGAUGGCGGCAAUCGGUGCGAGUUGCUUGUGGACUUCAACGAUUCCUUCGUCGAAUGGUAUCGAUGAUGACGAUUCGUUGUUGACCAAGAGGCGCUUACGAGCCGUGAGGGAAUUUUUGAAAGUAUCGAAGAACGUGAAAGCGUUUGGCGCCGGGCGAUUCGAUCCUAGUUUUAUUUCGCAUUCAGUAGCAGCAGAAGUAGACAGUAAUAAGUGGGAGUGUUUUGGUUCUAGGUAUGUAUUCAUUCCAAUCGUGGAUGUGUCUGAAAGUAUAUCGUGCGGGGAAGUUGGCGUAAACAUCUCCUGGGAUGACAACGGGAUUGUAAACGAUGGAAGUUGCGCAAAAACGUUGGACGAAGCCGUGAAGAAGUGCUUGAAAUGCUUAGAGUCCAUCGAGGCAUCGUUAAAAGCAAGUGCAAAAGAAGUAAAAACAGCAGCAACAACAACAACAACAAGAACACCAUCGACGAAUAAUUCGAGUAAAAGAGUUUCACCGGAUGAGGAAACAUGGCAGAACGUUGUGAGUGGAACGAUCGAAAAGAUGAACGCUUUAGGAGAAAAUGAAGAAGAUGAUAUAAAACUCUUAUUAGGGACUUCAUUCGACGAAGAUGCGUUUGCAGAAGCUCCGAUGGGAAGCGCCGAACGAUUGCGAAGUGCCUUGAAAAACAUGGGAAGAAGGAGCGGAAUUAACGCGGACGAGUCCAUAUUGGAUGUUUUCGAAAACCUCGUCAGUAAGAACAGGGAUGAUAGCGAAAUUGAAAACGAAGAAAAUACGGGCGUUACUUUGCAAGAGCUGCCAGAUGACGAUUCUCCCCGGGAGAGUGAUGAUGACGACGACGACGACGACGACGCUAUCGAGCGAACUGAAAAUGCAUCAGGGAAGAGGAGUUUGCGCAAAGUGGUCUUGGCCAGGAAAACUACUUUGGAUGUUUCUGAGUUCGUAUCUGAGUGCGAAUUGAUUGAGUCGUUACAGAGGCGGGAUCCAGACGCGUACCAAUUCAUUUUGACGCACCCGAGUGGGACUUCAUUUAUCGGAUCUUCACCAGAGCGACUGUUCAAGUCAAAUAUUACGUCGCGAUCGGUCGAAUCUGAAGCCGUUGCUGGUACACGACCAAGAGGAAGUGAUCCUGGUGAAGAUGCUGCGUUAGCCUACGAUAUGCUUCUAUCGGAGAAGGAGCACGAAGAGUUUGCCAUCGUGAGAGAAGAUGUUCGAAAAUCGCUCGCAAAAAUUGCGCGUGACGGCGAUUCGGGAGUAUUCAAAGAGCUCGAAAAAGGAAUUCUGCGCCACGUAUCUGUGCAGCAUUUGUACGCGCGCUUUCGUGCAAAGAUCGACGAGCAAGUUGACGAAUCUGAUGUCAUCAGCGCGCUGCAUCCUACUCCUGCCGUGUGCGGAUAUCCGCGAGAUCUUGCUAUGCAAACUGUCCGAAAGUCGGAGACGUUUGACCGAGGUUUAUAUGCUGGACCACUCGGUUGGAUUGAUUCUGAAGGCGCCGAAUUCUGUGUCGCCAUCAGGUCAGCCUUACUUUCUAACGGUGAUAAUGGUGAUAAUAAAGUUGCAGAUCUCUUUGCCGGAGUGGGCGUGGUGAAGGCGGCAAACGCAAAAUCAGAGUGGCAAGAAUUGAAUUUGAAAACCAAACCGAUGGAAGCGCUGUUACUGCAGAACAAUAUCAGGAACAUCAAAGCUUUAGCGUACUUUCCGAAUAAUCCAAACGCUCGCGCGGCGUACGCGCUCGUGGAUGAGCUGGUAUUGAAUGGUGUUCAGCUAUUUUGUAUCGCUCCUGGUUCUCGCUCCACGCCUCUCGCUCUCGCAGCAGAAAACCACCCAUCGGCGAAAGUGGUCGUGUGCAUCGACGAGCGUUCCCUUGGGUUUUAUGCUUUAGGUUUUGGUAAAGGAGCCGGUAAGCCGUGCGCGAUUAUCGUUAGUUCUGGUACAGCAGUAGCGAAUUUACUACCUAGCUUUGUCGAAGCGCACGAAUCGCAAACUCCUGCAAUUUAUCUCACAGCGGAUCGUCCGCAAGAGCUGAGAGAUACUGGGGCGAACCAAACAAUCGAUCAAAUAGACAUAUUUCAGAACUUUCGACGUUACUUUGUCGAUGCCCCUGUUCCUGGAGACUUGCAGACGAAUGAUGAACAAGUUCAAACGUUUCGAAAUAUCGCUCGGGUUGCGUACGGUAAAUCCACUGACGUCGCUCACCCUGGACCGGUGCACGUGAACUUACCUUUUCGCGAACCUCUCGGACCGAGGCAAAAGAUUGAAAACAAUGUCAACAAUAGUGAUGGUGCGAGUGAAAAAAUGUCGUUAGCGACGAUGGAAAGUAUCAAAGAAGAGGUAAAGAAAGUGCGCGGGGAUACUAUUUCGGACGAUUCUCUGGAGAUUCAAGAUUUCUCCGUUUUUGAAAGCGCCGCGAACCAAAUGAAAGAAUCCAAGCGCGGUGUUUUGAUUAUCGGUGGUUCUGCAAACCCAAAAGACGCUUUAAUGUCAGCCAUGGCUGCUAAAGUACUCGGGUGGGCCGUUCUGGCUGAUGUUACUUCUGGCUUGCGCGUUGGCGUCAACGGUAGUCCCACUGACUUGAAUGUCGUCAAAUGUUACGAUUACCUCUUGUGUUCCGCAGAAGCUGUCGAAAGAUUUUCACCCGACUGCAUUGUUCAGCUUGGGUCCCGUAUCGUGAGUAAGCGAUUAUGUAAAUUUGUCGACGACGCAGCUGCUGCUGAUAACGUCUCCUACAUAGUCGUAGAUCCUUCUCCUCGGAAUUUUGAUCCCAGUCACGUUGUGUCACAUCGCAUCCAGUGUUCUAGGGACGUGUUUGCGAGCGCAAUACUUAAAGCGGAACUAUCGUCGCCCUCAGACGAGCAAAAGUACUAUGCAAAGACAUUCGUUGCGUGUGGCGAAAUCGUGUCAGAUGUACUCUCGCGACGCAUUUUGAAGAUGGAUGAACAAAAUGGGAUUACAGAAAUGUCCGUGGCGGCUGAAAUUUGCAAUGUGUUGCCAAAGUCUUCCGCAUUGUUUCUCGGUAACUCCAUGCCAAUUCGCGAUGCUGACGCUUUGACUGGAAUCAAAAUGUAUUCACAAUUCGAUGAAGAUAUUAUGGAUGAGAGUAGUUCGAUACUUGGUAAUCCGGUCGUUGCGAAUCGUGGCGCUUCUGGAAUCGACGGUAUCAUAUCAACUGCUGCCGGUUACGCUUGUGGUUUGAACCGACCCGUUACACUAUUUAUAGGUGAUGUAUCUUUCCAGCACGAUUCAAACGGCUUACUCUUCUUGCGCGAGCGUCCCGGUCAGCCUCCGGUAACUGUUGUUGUUGUGAACAACGGCGGUGGAGGGAUUUUCGGCUUUCUCCCAGUAUCCGAUGAAGUAGAACGCGAAACCUUCGAGAAGCUGUUCGCCACACCCCCUGAUACCAGUCGACGUUUGCUAUGCGAAGCUAACAGAGUAGCAUUUGCUCAUCCUAGAUCGAUGCACUCGUUUUCGAAUGAGCUUGCAACGAGCUACGGUGAAGGACGCCAUCGCGUGAUUGAAGUGACGACGUCCAGACCGCAGAACUUAGAAGAGCACAGAUCAGCGCAACGCCAAGCGGUACUUGCGGUCGAGCACUUUCUGAAAGUGGAAAAUGAUAUCAAUAAUGACUCUUCAAUAUUUGUUGAAAGCGUCUCGGUGAGCACUUUCGAUGAACCUCUUCGAGCAAAGGAUACAACCAAAUCUGAGCAAAAAUCCCGCCAUGGCUUUUUACUUGAGGUGAAACUUGGGGAUGGGACUGUAGGGUACGGCGAGUGUUCUCCACUUCCUGGUUUGCAUGACGAGGCGGAGUGUGCGUUAGCCGGUGCACAACUGCAAGUGUUUUGUGAGUCAAAACUUCUCGGCAAAAACAUCCCGGCUUCCGUAACUUCACUGAGAGGCCAGUUUGCAAAGUGGUUCGCUGAAAGCAGUAUCUCUGAGAAUACGUUUGCAUCCUUAUUUCCGAGCGUACGCUUCUGCAUAGAGACAGCAGUAUUAAACGCGCUAGCAAACGCGACGUCUGCACAAAAUCCACUGCAAAGUGUUCACGAAACUUCCAACAAUUACGUCUCCGUAAACUGUUUGUUCGACCCCGAUAUAGGAAAAUCUGACGAGGAAAACGCGAAAGAUUUGAAAAGGCUGUUUGAAGAAAGUCCAUACAAAUGCGUGAAAGUAAAGGUUGGUCGGGAUGAGAACGUGCUGCGCGACGCGACGAGAUUGAAAGCCUUCCGAGACAUUCUUGGUGCUGAUGUUGAAAUACGAGCGGAUGCAAACAGAGCAUGGUCUUUGGAAGACGCAAUUUUGUUUGGAAAAGAGCUCGAGCGCUUACGCGACGUCAACUUGCAAUUUAUUGAAGAGCCUACAAAAUCAGAAAAAUAUCUGGAAGAGUUCUUCUUUAAUACAAAUAUCUUUUAUGCUUUGGAUGAAACCGUUGAUGCGUUCAUCAAGACUCGCAAUAAAGCUUCUUUUUCAGGGGAUAUCGCGAGUAGUUUUUACAAACGCAUCCUCCGAAAUCGGUUGGGAUGUGCUGCGAUUGUUUUGAAACCAUCCAUAAUUGGUGGUGUUGAGAUUACGAAGGACAUAUGCGACAUCGUCUUAGAGCUUACGAGCGCAAUCCCGGUGAUAUCAUCGGCUUUUGAAUCUCCCGUUGCGAUGACGAUGAAUGCAAAAAUCGCAGAAACACUGGGGGAAUCUUCUACUGGGGGCGUAAUUUCUCACGGCUUGGACACGGGACGAUGGUUCGUCGACGAGACCUUGAAUCCAUCAAAAUCGAUCAAUGAAACAUCGUCUGUAUGUAUCGAACCCAAUUCCUUCGAGAAGGAAGUUGCAACGAAAUGGGCGCAAUCUCACUUUUCACCUUCUACUACUGCUACUGCUGCUGUGGAAGUAAAGCAAUACAACGUGAUGGUUGAAAAAGAAGGAGUAACACACGACAUUAGCUUGGAGGGAUACUUUCCUUCCGAUACCGCAUCAUCCUCGAAAACUGUCCUUUUUCUCCACGGGUUUAUGGGCGAUAAGAGUGACUGGUCGCCAAUUGCAAAGUCUUUGGCGACGCUCGGACACAGAUGCGUUGCUAUCGACCUUCCCGGACACGGUGAAACGAAAACCGAGAUUAUAAAUUCCGACGCUACAAGUUCCACGUAUUCCAUCGAAGGGAUAUCGGAUACGUUACGCUCAUUGCUUGAAAAGAUGGAGAUUGAAGAUGUUACACUAGUUGGAUACAGUCUAGGCGCUCGCGUUGCGCUUUCGCUUUCUCUCUCGUCGUCGAAAGAAUGGAAGAACAGCAUUUCUUCCGUUAUUUCGCUCAGCGGCACGUGCGGAAUGCUUGGAGACGACGUGAGUAAAGAGACUAGAUGCGAGCGCGACGCCGCGCUCGCUAAAAAUCUGAGAACCUCUCCGUCAAUGCUUUCAUUUUGUACAACAUGGUACGAGCAGCCGAUGUGGAAACCUCUCGUCUCGAGGGAUGGAAUGUCGAUUGAAGAAGUUGCAUGGAAACGCGCGACGUCCGUUGGAGAAGACAGAAAGGAUGAAAUCGCAAACGUUCUGGAACACGCGAGCGUUGGAAAACAAAAGCACGUGUGGGAUGAACUGGAAACGAAUGAGAGGAAUGUUCGAGUGACUUUUAUAUACGGCGAAUUGGACGAAAAGUUUGCGUCUAUAGCUGAAAAAGCCGUGCGAUUAAGUGGCAACGACAUCGACGCGAUUGAAAUCGAAAACGCCGGUCACGCCGUGCACCUCGAACAAGGCUGUUCUGUCGCGUUAGAACUCGCACAGGUGUUAAGUCGAUAG